AUGUCUGAUAAGCAAUCGAAUUGUGGUGAUGGUUCAUUAAAUAAUUCAGCAAAUAAGAAUAAUGAUGAAGAAGAUGAUGAAAAUGGUGAUGAAAAUGAUGUAACAUGUGCUCAAUGGUUAGAAGAUAUAGGUUUAUCAGCAACAUCUUCAACACAUUCAACAAAUAUGACUAAUGAAAGACGACAUUUAUCAUCGAAUAAAAAACAUUCAAAUGAAAAAACUCGUUCAACAACAAUUCUUAUUCGAGAUUUAUCUUCUGUAAAUAGUUUAUUUAAUUUUCUUUUAAAUAAAUCUCAACGAACAUGUAUGUCAUUAACUGGACCAUUAACAGGAAUUCCACCAACAUUAAUUUCACCACGUCCAUUUCUUAAUUCAACAUUAAAAUAUUUAAAUGUUCAUUUUCAAUCAAAUUCAAUGGUUACAAUUGAUGGUGGACCUUUAUUACCUGAUCGUAUUAAAGGUUUGUGGAAUUUAUUUACAGAAAAAAAUCAACAAAUACAAAUGACAUGUACAAAUGUUGAACGUACAUCAGUAUUAAAUUUAGAUGGUGAACAAGGUCGAACAAUAAAACAAAUUUCAAUAAAUGAUAAACGAGAUUUACGUGUACAAUUUGCAACAGUCUGA
Rotaria sp. Silwood2 is the source of this 624-nucleotide messenger RNA. The record is from the annotation of a GenBank genome assembly. NCBI's taxonomy places the organism in Eukaryota, Metazoa, Rotifera, Eurotatoria, Philodinida, Philodinidae.